AUGCUGUUGCCGCAGCUGCCUCCCUCCGAAGAGUACCUGGAGGAGAUAGAUCAGCAGAUCGAGAGCUUGCUGGAAAGGUUUUUCAAUGACGCUACAUCAUGGUCCUCGAUCGAGCAGCAGGCCGCCAGUGUUGCACGCUCUCUGGAAUCUUCCAAAGUACCACCAGCCGACGUGCAAUACUUCCGGAUCAAGGUGCCUUCGCCUUAUCCCGGCGUUCAGUAUCGGCGGUCCAUGCGCUUGGAUGACAGGUAUGGGCACUAUGCGAAGCAGGGCCAGGUAGUGGAAGGCCUCGUCGAUGGGCAGUGGCUCCGAAUCUCCGGCAAGAUCUUCCUGCCGCUUACGGUUUCGCUGCCGGCCCCGGGGAUCGGCUUCGUCUCCAUCCUGGAGCCCAUCACGAAGAAGGAGCGGGACCAGGAACGGGCCGCCCGGGCGAACUCCGGGGCGGGCGAAAGUCCUUCAAGCUUCCAGGCCAUCCCCUUCGACACGGAGGAGGGCGGUCCCCGCACGGUCACCGCCCGGGCUCUCCCCGAAGCCAUCUGCACCGCGCCGCUCCAAGAUCCGGAUGCCCUGAGCGAGUUCUGCAAGCAGAACCCCAUCAGCGCCUUCGGGGACACGCCCCGUGGUUCGCGAUGCACCUCCCCGCAGCCCGGCGCACAGGUGUCGAUGCGCGAUGUGAUGAGCUCGUGA
Messenger RNA from Symbiodinium necroappetens, 687 nucleotides. NCBI's taxonomy places the organism in Eukaryota, Dinophyceae, Suessiales, Symbiodiniaceae. The record is from the annotation of a GenBank genome assembly.